AUGGAAAAAUUGUUUAUGUUGCUAUUGCUAGCAUUAGCAGCUACCGGUAAGUCUUCGGUUGUUUCAGCCGCCGACGCCUACGAAUCGCCGCAAUUCAGAGUAGUACACUUAGAAUCAGAUUUCGAAAUAAGAUUAUACAAGGAAAUCUCUUGGAUGUCAGCUCUUGUCAAUGGAACUUCCUUCCAGAAUUCCACUAAACAAGGCUUUCACAGGUUGUAUCAGUAUCUUCAAGGGGCAAACCGUAACUCCACCUGUUUCUCGAUGACAAAGCCCGUCUUAACCACCAUCGUUCCUUCUCACAGCGGAGGGUCGCCGUCAUCCUAUAUCGUGAGGUAUUAUCUGCCUGCAGCAUAUAACAAUAAGUCUCCGCCGCCGCCUUUGGCGGAGUUGAACCUGCAGUUGGACAAGUGGAAAAGCCACUGUAUUGCAGUGAGAAAGUUCACCGGAUAUGCUAGGGACGACAAUGUGGAGAAAGAGAAAGAUGGUCUGGUUGCUAGCCUUGGUAAAAGUUUGAUGCAAGGAAUGGAUCAAAACCAGAAUUAUAACUACAGCAUUGCGCAGUACAAUGCUUCGAAGCAUCCCACCGGCCGCAUAAACGAGGUUUGGAUGGAUGUCUUGGGUUUUGCCGCCGAAGGAUGUGCACAGUAGCCAUGAAAAAUUUCGACUUCGAAACCAUAAUUAUGUUGUGAGAUAAGUGAAUAAUGGUGUCAGUUAGGAAAAUUUUAUAUUUGUGGAUUUCUAGUAGCUUUUUAAUAAACUAGUUAUGUUUAGUGUGCACGUGAACAAUAAGCUAAUGCUAUUUUUAUACAAUGUGAAAGCUAGGUAU
Messenger RNA from Hibiscus syriacus, 826 nucleotides. RefSeq lists its product as uncharacterized. The record is from RefSeq and is a predicted model, not a curated record. Lineage: Eukaryota; Viridiplantae; Streptophyta; Magnoliopsida; Malvales; Malvaceae. The coding region runs from base 1 to 648 and encodes 215 amino acids. The transcript is spliced from 2 exons.